GCCUGAGCUGAAAAAAGAACUAAAUCUCCCGGGCCAAAUUCAUUCCUGGAGUUGCUUGAUUGAACAGAGAGCAUUUACCCUGAGCACAGAUUUGGCUCCUACCUGACUUUGUCAGCAGUCACUGUGCUGUAACUAAGUAACGAGAGCACUGUCGUUAGGGGGUAGAUGAAGAGCUUUCUCUCCGGUUAUUAGAGCACCAAGCACCUUUAAGGAGUGCAGAAAUCUGUGAAAGGAGGAACUGGGGAAAAGGACACCGCUCCUUUUAGAGCCCGUGUCACAGAACUGAUCAGCUAUUCCUGUGAUGUGAUCGAAUGUGACUGAAUACUGCAGGCUCUUGGACUCUUAUUCUGUAAAAUCCACAGGAGAGCAGCACAGGAAGGGAUCGGAGGGAACAGCUUCUGCUAUACUGAGAAAGAUGCUGGAGAGCUCUUCAGCCCCUUUGUUCAUUGUCUUCAUCCUGCUUUUCAUUUUGCUGCUCUUUGUGGUGCUCAUCAGGAGAAACGGCACUGCUGCCCUUAUCUGGAAUGAAAUAAUCCGGGAGAAAGUCACCAAUUUCAUCAUGAACCAGAGCAAAGAGCAGAGGAUUUUAAAUUUCGUGCUGCAGAACGCGGUGCCAGGAGACCCCCAGAGCGUGGUGGACACUAUAGACAAAUACUGCUCCCAGAAGGAGUGGGCCAUGAACGUGGGCAAUGAGAAAGGUUUGAUUUUAGACAAGACAGUGGCAGAGGUGAACCCCUCGGCUGCCCUGGAGCUGGGCUCAUACUGUGGCUACUCAGCAGUGAGGAUUGCCCGGCUCCUCAAGGCAGGGGCUCGGCUGCUCACUGUGGAGUUCAACCCAGAGUUUGCUGCUGUAGCCAGACAGAUGAUUGAGUUUGCUGGAGUACAAGACAAGGUUAAACUCCUAGAAGGCCCUUCACAGGAAAUUAUCCCCCAGCUGAAAAAAAAAUAUGAAGUAGAUACUCUGGAUUUUGUGUUCCUGGACCACUGGAAAGACAGAUACACACCAGACACCAUCCUGCUUCAGGAAUGCAACCUGCUGAGGAAGGGCUCAGUUCUCCUGGCUGACAAUGUCAUUUUCCCAGGAGCUCCAGAUUUCCUGACCUACGUCCGCAAGAGCCCCCAUUUCCAGUGCACUAACUAUCCAUCCCAUCUGGAAUACAUGCAAGUGGAAGAUGCUAUGGAAAAGGCUGUGUUUUUGGGAUAAACAGAACCAUUAAUACUCAACCUUUGUUUCAAAUGAUGUAAAUGCAGCUGCACAGGUUAACUUGUCCAUGCUCUAAUUUUUGGGGAGGGUUUUUUAUUUACUUUUAUUUUGAAGCCUGUAAUUAAAGCAAGUGCUAGUGGAGAUCUUUUUAGACUAGGUGGAAACCAAGACUGGGAGUAAGCAGGGUAACUGCUCUGUGCCAUUGUUCCACAUAAUUCAGCAAACCCAAGGUGAUGCACAUUGCCUUGCCUUGACCAAGACAUCAUCUAACAACAGAGUCUGUUAUUUUGAGCUCAAAGCUGAACCACCACAGUUUGGGCUUAGGGCAAGGUGGAGAAAUACACUGCAACUUCUGAAGACUUGUGUCCCCAAGCUGAACUCAUUAAUGGCUCUCAAGAGUGGAAAAAAGCAGGCAUGUUGCUAAAAAUGACCAUUUCAGGUGCCCUAAUUUCGUUCAGUUACUAUCAUGCCACCUUAAUGCAGUGAAGGCUCCUGUGGUGAUAUCAGAUACUUUUUUGCAUAUUUACUGCAAAAGUUAAUCAUCUCUAUAUGAGAGAAAAGAGCACACACACUGAAAGAUGAAAGACCCAUGCAGUGAUGAGAAAAACAAAACAGAAUUUUGCAAAAUACAAACAAAUAAAAUUAUUAACCUGCCCAUGGAGAUGUAGGGAACACUGAAGUAGUAAACAGAUUAAAAUAAACACAGUAACAGACAGAGAACAAAAGGAGCAGACUCCUCCCAAAAGCAUACAAAACUGUAAUAUCUGACCUUGAGAAAAUGCUGUUUAUCUGCUCAUUAUACUGUAUAUACAUAGGAUGUGAUUUUUAGGGGCAGGGCAAGCUGCUUACUCUGAAGUACUGUGUUAUGUUUAAGGCACUGUAUAAAAAUAAAACCAAGAGAGAAUGGUUUCCCCAGGUGGGUCCUGGUUCACUCAGUGCUGUUAAACCACGGGAACAGUGGGGGUUGUCAUGGAGAAGAUACAAAGCCAAAUCUGAAGUCUCCCACUCACCUGAACAAGGCACCAAUCCAGGGGCAGUUCCCAGCAUGUCCUGCUGUGAUUAUAUAAUAAAGCAACGGUUGUAUUUAUAAAUAAAAAAUAAAAAACAAUAGAGCAGGGACGUGACUUCCAUUGUCUCCCAGGAAUUCUGCACUACACUUGGGAAUUCCAGCCUCAAAACAGCCACAGAAAGAUCCAACAGCUGCAAAUCAGAGUGAAAAUCAGGGAUAACCAUUCUCAUCUUUCCCAGAAUGAAUUCUUCCAGGCCUGUUAGGAGUUUCUUCCUUUCAUAGCCCACCCUCCUGCAGUGGUACCUACCCUGGCCUGGGUGCUGCACAAAAUCCACCUCCAGGACACCAGUGAGGAGCAGAGGAUCACCACACAGUACAGAGGCAAACAGAAAAUAAUCAUCCAGCCCACUUACUGGCAUAGCCAGGUUUCUGGAGCACAUGGGAAAUCUGGAGACAUCACUGACCAGAACAUUUUUCUGUACACCUGAGGUCACAACCCCAAAGAAUCCUCUCUCGUUUCUGGACUUAAACCCCUUUGCACUCCACAGACACUCCUGCCACUGCAGGGCACAUCACCAGAGCCAGGAACAAACCAGCCUCAGGUACCUGCUGAGGGAUGUGUAAGGCUAAGCAGGUGGACUGUUCUGCACUUUACAGGAGAGGAUCAGAAAAGUACAUUCCUACUGCUAGUUAAUGGCCAAAAUUAUUGUCCAAGAGACUGUCAAGCAGAUUAGGGAAGAGGGGAAACUGUAGAGAUAGCAUGGAUACUGCAAAAGAUGCACCAGUGAAUAAUGUGUGUAAUAACGUGGCAAAUAUAACAGCCACCUUUUAGUAUAAAAAUGUAUUUUAAUUCAUUAGAAAGAAUCUCCCACAUGGCAAACUGUAAAAACAAACAGUGUAGGUACUAUCAGAAUAUUCACAGAAUUCCAUAUGUAAGAAAAAUUUUUCCACUUCACCACACUUUUGAAAUGCUCUUAAUUAUUGGUGGCAAGGGAUGAAAAGAAAAAAGCCUGACUCAGUUUGCAUGACUGACAAUUAGAAAAAAGGCUUUUGGUCAGUUGAGCAAAUAUGAUCUGGAGUCACUGACACAUAAAUGUGAAAUCUCCCAGGGAUAAGAAGGACUUUUCAAAAUAAGUCACGCUUUGAAUGCUGGGAGAAGCAAAAGGCAGACAAUGGAUCUUCUAAUUCAAAUACGUUCUUAGAAACUACUGUUACUGCAACAUCAUCUUACUACAGUUAGAAGACACAACCUGUUCUUGCCCAAACCAGGUAUGAAGUUGUGUGUCUGGAGCACGUGUUUAAGGAGUGCCCACUGAGAGUUGAAGGCUCCCAAGGGAAAGAACUCCCCUAAAACAACACAGAGCUUUCAGCAAGUUCUCACAGCUCGUGGCACAAGUCAAAGGCAGCAACUCUCCUGCAUCACAGCCCCCCUGCAGGCAAUCCUUACCCCAACUGACACCGGAGCAAACCCACGGGUUUGUACAGAGCUCCCGCCUCCUCCACCGGCUGAGGAGGUGAAGAGCAGCCCACUGGAGAUUCUGAGCCAUGAGCCAAACACUGAACACAGGGCAGAGAACACACAGAGACCUCCACAAGAGUAGCAGCAGAGCCCUGAGAGCCCAGCUGUCCCCCCGAGGUGACAGCUCCCGGGCAGUGAUGUGUCCUGCUGUGGCUGCAGUCAGUCAGGACUCAGUUCCAAGGGAUCUUACACCACCCUGGGAUUGCUGUGCACACACUGAGCUCAGCACAGCAGUUUCAGCCUUUGCCCUUGUCCCUACACCUCAGUUAACAGCCACACUGCAAAACAACGUCCCGGUUAAAACAUCUCCUCUGUCAGCUCCUACCAUGAGAUUCUGCCAUGGCUGUGCUUCAGCUGCUCAGAGACCUUCCCAGUGAGCCACUGGGGAGGAGACCCUCGGGGACAGAAUAUUCCCCCAAGACACUGCUUAAACCUUAAACAGAUGAGGGCUGUGAUAUUUCUUGCCCAUUGUUACCAGGUUAACCUUUCACCUGCAGGACUCACUGCUUCUGUUUGCCCAACCUGUGAGGAGCUGGAAAUGAAAUCAUUUUGACAGCUAUAAAAGGUCAGUUGUAAAAACAGCAUGUUUGUUUUAGCUCAGUACCUUACCUACAGCAUCUGCUGUUCAUUGCCAUAUUAGUGCAGCCACGAAGGAAACAUCGAUUCCUGAGUGCAGAAGAACCCCGACGGCACCGGGGAGCAGGAUGGGCCCAGGAGCAGGAUGCUGAGCCCAGGAGCAGGAUGCUGAGCCCAGGAGCAGGAUGCUGAGCCCAGGAGCAGGAUGGGCCCAGGAGCAGGAUGCUGAGCCCAGGAGCAGGAUGCUGAGCCCAGGAGCAGGAUGCUGAGCCCAGGAGCAGGAUGGGCCCAGGAGCAAGAUGGUGAGCCCAGGAGCAAGAUGGUGAGCCCAGGAGCAGGAUGGUGAGCCCAGGAGCCCACAUCUUACCAGGGCACCAGGGAAACUCUAUCCUCCAGCUGCAGGAACAGAUCCAGAGAGCAUUUUACAGAACUGCUGGGAAUGCUUUGAAGACAUCUGCAACAAGGAGGGCAUAAUAAGAAAGGCAAGCUGGAGGCUCUUAACAGGAACCUUUAGUGCUGUGAAUGGUACAGGGAGGAAUUCACUGAUGGCAAACUCUGGUACUGGCAAUGAUUGAUCAGCCUCUCCCUCAGAGGAAACCCGACCUCCCCUGUGCCUGCCAGGCCUGGCAGAACAUCACCCGAGAUUCACUGCCUGUGCCAGGGCUCACGGACGCACGGGGUACGCACGGGGUGUUUGGGGGCAUCGGCCUCCCUGCUGACCUCACCAACACAGGGCACUCCUCGAGAGAAUGAAGGUCUGCUGGUGCCUGGAUAUUGCUUUAAAUACAUGGGUGACUCUUCAGUAUCAGGAUUUUUUUCCAUCCCACAGUAACAAAUGUGAAUUAUUUGGCGCAUCCCCAAAAUAACAAUUUCUCAUGUCAACCAAACUUCAUACAUUGCUACCAUCUGUUAUUCUUACACACUUCUAUUUAUGAGAAUACUUGCACACAUUUCAGAAAUGGGAAAUCUUUGUAAAGUUUUAUUUUAUUAACAAGUUGGUGAUUUUAUUACCACGUUGGACUUUAUCACCAAAUUGGGAAAGGUUAAUAACUUCUCAAAUAGAAAAGCUAUCAACAAGUUAGGUUUGUGCUCACAAAUGUGCUGGCCUUUGAAACAGUGAUGCAGAUGUCUUUCCCACAGAAAUAUGCCUGUAUAUUAAAAAAAGAAAAAAAAUCCCACGAUCUACAAUCCAGGGUUGGGCUACAACUCCAGCAUCUGGCAGCGAGUCAAAAAUGUUCAGCUUUACUCAUUUAAAGGAUAUUUCCACUGCCCUCAUUACCACUGACCUUUUGCUAACACAGAGCACUGACCUGAGCUAGGGUUGAAUAAUCCCCUGCCACAGAAAACUGCUGCUGCAAAGCCAAGGAAUAUUUGAGAUACCUGAGGUAACAAAAAGAUAACCAAUGGCACAUGUAUUCUUUCCAGGCAUGGUUUAUUGAAAACACACCAAAUUGUUAUCCUACAUACCUGGUUUCUAACAAGCAUUCUACUUGUCUGCAUUAUGGAAAGAUCCUAUAAUAAUAAUACAUUCUGUCACGGUAACAUUUGUUCUAUGAAAAGCAUAAUCCACCUUUUUUUCCUCUUCAUACUUGUAAAAUCAAACCAUUCUAGGUGUUUCAGUUUAUAGUACAGUGUAAAUACAAUGCAAAAUCCCACCAGUCUAAACUACAGAGAGAAUGUUGAGCAGUAUUACAGAAAACACAUUGUUGAUUUUUUUUUUUAAUUCUCCUACCAUGAAAAUUUUAAGGCACAUGAUAGUUACAAACACAUUAGCUACUAAUUACCAGUAAGCUUCUUAGUCUAGUUAUUUUGUUUCUCUGAACAGUAAGAACCAGAUUGGCAGGCCUUGUUAUAUCCUCACUAUCUUCCUCCUCACCUUGGACUUCACAUCAUCCUACCCUGAUGUCAAACCUAAGA
Pseudopipra pipra is the source of this 6225-nucleotide messenger RNA. RefSeq names its product catechol-O-methyltransferase (gene COMT). Gene Ontology annotation, biological process: dopamine metabolic process; developmental process; catecholamine catabolic process. Gene Ontology annotation, cellular component: axon; dendrite; membrane. The coding region runs from base 416 to 1204 and encodes 262 amino acids. The transcript has 5 exons. Gene Ontology annotation, molecular function: catechol O-methyltransferase activity; magnesium ion binding. Lineage: Eukaryota; Metazoa; Chordata; Aves; Passeriformes; Pipridae. The record is from RefSeq and is a predicted model, not a curated record.